GGCGGCGCGGGGGCAGUGUCCACGGACGUCCAGCGCGGCCCCAGCCUGGGCUAGAGUCCAGCGUCCUCGGCCCCGCGGCAAGGGCAGAGCCGUCGGGGCUCCGGUAGGUGGCGCCAAAGAGAAGGCCCCGCCCCACACCAGGCCCCGCCCCGUGUCUCAGGCCACGCCCCAGAGAGGGACCGCCCCCCCGACCGGUAGUCCCGCCCAGAGCCCGCCCCCGGCCCGUGGCCCCGCCCCGCUGACCCGCCACAGCGCCGCGCUAGGAAGUGACCUAAGCGGCGGCCGCACCGGCGGCUCCUCGUGGAUGCGGGGCGCGCACCAUGUCCACCGGGCGGGCUGUGGGCACGCGGGCGCGGCGCCGGCGCAGCAGGCGUGGCAGUUAGGCCCACCCCAGGACAGGUGUGCGGGCGAUGGGGGAGCAGGGGCGAGAGGAGUACAAGAUCCAGUCUUUCGACGCGCAGACUCAGCAGCUGCUGAAGACGGCCCUCAAAGACCCGGCUGCCGUGGACCUGGAGAAAGUGGCCGGCGUGGUGGUGGACCAGUCUCUGCGCGACAGUGUGUUUAGCAGGGAGGCGGGCCGCCUGUGCAACGCCAUCAUCCAGGCCGAGGGCAAGCAGACGGGCCAGAACGUCUUCCGGCGGGGCCUCCUCGACCGGCUGCAGCGCGAGUUCCAGGCCCGGGAGCAGCUGCGCGCGCGCUCCCCGCAGGCCUGGGUCUGCUACGUCACCUUCAUCUGCAACAUCUUCGACUACCUGAGGGUCAGCAACAUGCCCAUGAUGGCCCUGGUGAACCCCAUCUACGACUGCCUCUUCCGGCUGGCCCAGCCCGACAGUCUGAGGGUGGAGGAGGAGGUGGACUGCCUGGUGCUGCAGCUGCACCGGGUGGGGGAGCAGCUGGAGAAGGUGAACGGGCAGCGCAUGGACGAGCUCUUCAUGCUGCUCCGCGACGGCUUCCUGCUGCCCGCCGGCCUCAGCUCCCUGGCGCAGCUGCUGCUGCUGGAGAUCAUCGAGUUCCGGGCGGCCGGCUGGAGGACCACCCCCGCCGCCCACCGCUACUACUACAGCGAGGUCUCCGACGAGGCCAGCUAGGCCGCCCUCUGUGCCCCCCUGCGGGGCCGAGCACGCGCAGGUCACAGACGCCGCUUGGGACACACGGGGCCUGGGAGCAGCCCAGCUGCAGGUUUAAUGGUGGCGGGCACCUCGCGGGAGCGGGAGAUUUUCUAAUAAACCUUUGCUAACA
Messenger RNA from Sorex araneus (European shrew), 1239 nucleotides. RefSeq names its product MIF4G domain containing (gene MIF4GD). The record is from RefSeq and is a predicted model, not a curated record. Gene Ontology annotation, biological process: regulation of translational initiation. The coding region runs from base 411 to 1088 and encodes 225 amino acids. Lineage: Eukaryota; Metazoa; Chordata; Mammalia; Eulipotyphla; Soricidae. The transcript has 6 exons. Gene Ontology annotation, cellular component: cytosol. Gene Ontology annotation, molecular function: RNA binding; translation activator activity; protein binding.